ACCGGAAGUGCCUCUACGGGCUACCGCUGCCACGAUUUGAGCUUGCCCUUAGUGGACCGCUGCCACGAUUUCAGCUUGCCCUUACUGGAAACACGGACACGGGCAGAGAUGGCCGCGAUCUUCGGGAAGAUCUUCGUGGGGGUUUACGUGGAAAUAAAGCGGAGCGACGGACGGAUACACCAGGCGAUGGUCACAUCGCUGCAUGAAGACAACGACAGUGUGACGGUGGAGUGGAUCGAGAACGGGGACACCAAAGGGAAGGAGAUUGACCUGGAGAGCGUGUUCGCUCUGAAUCCAGAUGUUGUUCCUGAUGAGGAGAUACCACAGAGUCCUGAGGCUCCUGUUCCUCCCUCAAAUGUUGCCAAAGCCAGCAAAGUCCCAAAGACCAGACGGACUACAUCAAUACCAAAGCCUGAGAACGCUCCACGGGAGAACAGAGCUGCAGCAGUGGGAACCACCCGGGCCCGUCCCAGCCAGCAAAACCAAGCUGCAGAAUCCCCUCCGCCAGCCAUCGCUCCCCAGUCUGCACUGAACCAGACCCUGCUUCAGCAGCAGAACGCACGGAAGAAAUCCAACUGUGUAAAGGAAGUGGAGAAACUCCAGGAAAAACGAGAGAAGAGACGACUUCAGCAGCAAGAGCUGAGAGAGAAGAGAGCACAGGAGGUGGAUGUCAAUCUACCAAACUAUGAAAUUAUGUGUAUGAUCCGAGACUUCCGAGCCAGUCUGGACUACAGGCCUUUAACAACUAACGAUCUGAUCGAGGACCACAGGAUAUGUGUCUGUGUACGUGCACGUCCCCUCAAUAAAAAAGAGAUAUCUGGGAAGGACUUGGAUGUGAUCACCAUUCCUAGUAAGGACGUGGUAAUGGUCCAUGAGCCCAAGCAGAAAGUCGACCUGACCCGCUACCUGGAGAACCAAACUUUCCGAUUCGACUACACCUUUGAUGAGAAUUCCACCAAUGAAAUGGUUUAUAGAUUCACUGCUCAGCCGCUGGUCGAGACCAUUUUUGAGAGGGGGAUGGCGACCUGCUUUGCGUAUGGACAAACUGGAAGUGGGAAAACACAUACGAUGGGAGGUGACUUUUCAGGAAAGAACCAGGACUGUUCCAAAGGGAUCUACGCUUUGUCCGCCAGAGAUGUUUUUCUCAUGCUAAAGAAGCCAAAUUACAAGAAGUUGGAUCUUCAGGUCUUUGCCACAUUUUUUGAGAUUUACAGCGGGAAGGUGUUUGACCUACUGAACCGCAAGGCUAAGUUACGUGUCCUGGAGGACGGGAAGCAGCAGGUGCAGGUGGUGGGUCUGCAGGAGAAGGAGGUGAAAUGUAUGGAGGACGUCCUCAAACUGAUUGAAUUGGGAAACAGCUGCAGGACUUCUGGUCAGACCUCAGCGAACGCUCACUCCUCUCGGAGCCACGCAGUGUUUCAGAUCAUUCUGCGUAAACGGGGGAAGAUGCAUGGAAAGUUUUCCCUGAUUGACUUGGCGGGGAAUGAGAGAGGGGCAGACACCUCCAGCGCCGACCGCCAGACUCGCUUCGAAGGAGCCGAGAUCAACAAGAGCCUUCUGGCACUUAAGGAGUGUAUUCGAGCUCUGGGCCUAAACAAACCCCACACUCCUUUCCGAGCCAGCAAGUUAACCCAGGUGCUGAGGGACUCCUUCAUCGGAGAAAACUCCAGAACAUGCAUGAUAGCGACCAUCUCUCCUGGGAUGGCCUCUUGCGAAAACACCCUGAACACGCUGAGAUACGCCAACAGGGUUAAGGAGUUUGGUAUCAGUCCCUCAGACAUUCCCUUCUCCCAGGGCGGGGGUGGAGGGGGUCGCUGUGAUCUCUCCCCGACUUAUGAGGUGAAGGAGCUCAUGGUGGACCCCGCAGCAGCGAAUGGGGGCCGCCAGGGAGGACUCGUCAACCAGCUGGAGGUGAUGGAGGCUCAGUGGGGAGUCGGCAGCUCUCCACAGAGAGACGACUUGAAGCUGCUCUGCGAACAGAACGAGGAAGAGGUUUCCCCGCAGCUCUUCUCCUUCCAUGAAGCCGUGUCUCAGCUGGUGGAGAUGGAGGAGCAGGUUCUGGAGGACCACAGGGCUGUGUUCCAGGAGUCCAUCCGCUGGCUGGAGGACGAGAAGAUGCUUUUGGAAAUGACAGAGGAGGUGGACUACGACGUCGAGUCAUAUGCAACUCAACUAGAACAAAUCCUGGACCAGAAGAUCGACAUUCUCACUGAGCUCAGAGAUAAAGUCAAGUCUUUCCGUUGUGCACUCUCGGAAGAGGAGCAAGCUAGCAAACAAAUAACCCCGAAGAGACCUCGUGCACUAUAGACGCACAUAAAACACACAAUAUUCCACUGUAAUGAUGACUUGACCUGAGACGGGGGAGGCCUUGUCUCUAAGAUGCUCAGCUGUUAUUUUAUGACUUACUGUCUCUGUGUGUUUGGUUCCUCCUUCCACCUCUUUGCUGUACAGACUGCCACCGCUUCCCAUCAUCCAUCCGUCCAUCUGUAAAACCAAACCGUCUCUGCUCUCCACCCUCCUGUGAAGUGUAUUCACCACCUUUCUGUCAUGUGCGAUAAGGCACACGUGUUUCGUGCAAACGAAAAAAAAGAUGAACAACUAUUUGUUUUAAAUGAAUUUUUAUAGAUUUAAUCAUAUCUUAUCUUCACCGUGGCCAAUUUUAUAAACAGCUGUUGCCAUUUUGUGCAAUAUAUGGAGGAUCCUCCUCCUGUUCCCUGUGUUUCAGUUCAGGGGUGAACAGCACAUGUUGUGUUUGUGUGUACAGUAAAAUGAGCCACUAUGUGUUUGUGUUGAUACUGUAUAGGUUUGACUGAGCCAAAAAAACACAAAACUGCCCUUACAUUACAUCAAUCGACCUAAUGAGGGCGCUAUGUCAGUGUUCCAGACGGCAUUUGCAACAUUAAAGAAAUAAUACUU
This is a messenger RNA of Hippoglossus stenolepis (Pacific halibut), 2916 nucleotides long. Its product is annotated as kinesin-like protein KIF2A. Gene Ontology annotation, molecular function: ATP binding; microtubule binding; microtubule motor activity. The transcript is spliced from 21 exons. Bases 109 to 2307 code for a protein of 732 amino acids. Gene Ontology annotation, biological process: microtubule-based movement. Lineage: Eukaryota; Metazoa; Chordata; Actinopteri; Pleuronectiformes; Pleuronectidae. The record is from RefSeq and is a predicted model, not a curated record.